UCACUUUACCUGCUGGUUGCAAGUGGAUGUUAUGCAGCUAGCAAUGGCGAUCAUCAAGUGAUUAUUUAUGUAAACGGUGUUUAGGCUGUUUGAGCAACGGCCAAAGUACAGUUUACACCGGCACAAUGGCCUCAACACCAGCUGACAGUAAGGCCGAAGCUGUCGACGAGCAGAGUAGCGAGCUAAGCACGGAGUUGGUGGAAGCUGAAGGGGUUUCGGGCCUGAUAUCAAACGACAAGUCAAGCGUCACGGUGGUCGAGGAAAGUGUUGAAGCAGCAGAUGGCGGGGAAGAAAAGAAAGAUGAGAUUGACAAGGAAGUCCCAUCGGUGGUGGACGUUGUCGUGAAAGACGAACAGUCAACUGUGGACUGCAGCAGCGAAGUGUCGCCAGCUGUCAAUGAUGGCGAAAGCAGCAAUGCUCCCACAGCGGUGGAAAAUGACAGCAGCACCGCUGGUCCACUGGAACGUGAAGAUGCGACAGAGGCACCGAAGGCGGUGAAGCAGGAACAAACGCUGGCAGAUGAAAAUGAUUCCCCUGCAAACAAGCAAUGCACUGGAUUUAAAGCGAACGAGGAAAGUACUUCUACAGAUAAAACUGUGGCGAACGAAGGCAACGAGGAAGACGACAAGAGGCGAGCUAGCAUAGAAAUGUCGUCCUCUGAUGGAGAGCCGCUCAGUCGCAUGGACUCCGAAGACAGUAUCAGCAGUACUCUGAUGGACAUGGAGAGCACUGCCUCCAGUGGUCGCUCGACUCCUGCGAUGAUGAACGGUCAGGGCAGUGUGGCCCCCUCCUCUGCCAAGAGCCUGCUGUACGCCUGCUGCUGGGACCACUGCCCCAAGUGCUUCAGCUCCAGCCCUGACCUGGCCGAACACAUCCGCUCAGUACACGUGGACGACCAGCAGGGGGGCGAGUUCCGGUGUCUGUGGAAAGGCUGUAAGGUCUACAACACGCCCUCCACCAGCCAGAGCUGGCUACAGAGGCACAUGCUCACACACAGCGGAGACAAGCCCUUCAAGUGUGUGGUAGGAGGCUGCAAUGCCAGCUUUGCGUCGCAGGGGGGUUUGGCCCGUCACGUGCCCACCCACUUCAGUCAGCAGAGUUCGUCCAAGCUGUCCAACCAGGCCAAGCUGAAGGAGGAGUCCCCCUCUAAAGCCGGCCUCAACAAGAGGAAGCUCAAACUCAAAAACAAGCGCAGGAGAUCUCUACCUCGACCGCACGACUUCUUCGAUGCCCAGACCAUGGACACCAUCCGGCACCGUGCCAUCUGCUUCAACCUGGCAACCCACAUCGAGAGCCUGGGCAGUGGCCACAGUGUAGUCUUCCACAGCACCGUAACGGCGAGGCGGAAAGAGGAUUCGGGCAAGGUGAAAGUCCUGCUACACUGGUCCCCAGAGGACAUUCUUCCAGAUGUGUGGGUGAAUGAGGCAGAGCGGGGGCAGCUGAAGACCAAGGCGGUGCACCUCAGCCAGCUGCCCCGGGACACGGCCGUACUGCUGGACCCCAACAUCUACCGCACCCUGCCACAGAAGCGGCUAAAGCAGAGGAUGCUCCUGUAGGCUGAGGAGGAGACCCCCCUGAAGCUGGUCUCCUGUGACAGCCUCCACCUCCCCACCACCAACCUCCAGCUCCCCACCACCAACCUCCACCUCCCUAACUCUUCCUCUCCUCCCCCAGCCUCCUCCUUCCCACUACCAACCUCCACGUCCCCUCCACCAGCCACUGGCAGAGCUCUUGCCCUCUCUCUCUCUCUCUCUCUCUCUCUCUCAUUCUCUCUCUCUCUCUCUCUCUCUCAU
Messenger RNA from Engraulis encrasicolus (European anchovy), 1793 nucleotides. Its product is annotated as zinc finger protein aebp2-like. Gene Ontology annotation, biological process: regulation of transcription by RNA polymerase II. The record is from RefSeq and is a predicted model, not a curated record. Lineage: Eukaryota; Metazoa; Chordata; Actinopteri; Clupeiformes; Engraulidae. The transcript has 9 exons. Bases 126 to 1556 code for a protein of 476 amino acids. Gene Ontology annotation, cellular component: ESC/E(Z) complex.